AUGAAGUAUUCAACGACGAUUCAGGACAUCCCGUCUAUCAGGGGUGGGAGUUUCUUCUUCCUGGUUGCAGUUGCAGCCUACAUGCUUCUCAGCACUAUUUUGGCGGGUCUACGAUCGCCCCUCAGCCAUGUGCCAGGCCCAUGGCACACUCGGUUCUGUCGAUGGAGACUGAAGGCAAGUCGGCUUACCGGAACUCGAAUGACUUAUAUCUACAAUCUUCACCAAAAAUACGGAAAGCUGGUCAGAGUUGCCCCCAAUGAGAUUUCAUGUGUCGAUCUCGAUUCGGUCAUCCGGGUGUACAAGAUGGGUGGUGGUUUCGAGAAAGCGCAGUGGGUUGGGAAUUUCGCUGAUAAGCUCCCGGCACUUUCUCUGUCCUUUCUCACCAACAAGCAGGAAGCGAAAGAGCGACGGAAGCUGCUUCAGCGGUCCUUUACACUUGCAUCUUUGCGACAAAACUGGGAGAGUGAGAUCCGUCAGAAUGUGGAACUUGCCGUCUCGAAGAUCAAAGACGAGGCGCUGCGGGGAACUGCCAAUACUCACAAAUGGUGGACAUUGAUGGCUGCGGACAUCAUCAGUCUUCUGUCUUUUGGCCAGUCUUUCGGUAUGCUGGGAUUGGGCAAGAGCACCCUUUACAUGCGGGCAAUUGAGACCGCUUUGCUUGGAGCAGUUUUCAAAAGCGAACUCCCAGUUUUGCACUUCCUCUUCCGACUGAUUCCCAAAUCGUCGCUCCAGACAAUAUCUCGCUGCCUUGAACAGUGUGAUGCGGUGGGAAAGGUCGGGGUCGAGAAGCUUUAUCGGCAAGACGACAAGACCAGGAGUCUGUUCAAAGAAAUGAUCAUCGACUGCGAGAGGGAGGGACGGCAAUGGCUCGAUGAUGAUACUGUGCGAAUAGAGGCUGCGGGCAUGAUGGUCGCUGGGUCAGAUACCACUGCCGCAGUUUUGACUUAUCUGAUUUGGUCCGUGUUGAAGCAGGAGGAACUACAAAGAAGACUCGAGGAUGAGAUAUCUCAGCUAGGUGAUGACUUCGAUGAUAAGACGCUGGACGACUGCCCUCUUCUCAAUGCUGUAAUUCAAGAGACGCUGCGGUUAUAUCCAGCGGUUCCAUCGUCUCUACCCCGGACUGUUCCCGAGGAAGGUGCUACUCUGUCAGCUCACUACAUCCCAGCAGGUACAGUGGUUUACAGCCCUGCCUACACCCUUCACAGAGACCCAGAGAUAUUCCAUGAACCUCAUCGGUAUACCUAUCCUGUCGUCUGA
Molecule: messenger RNA, 1257 nt
Organism: Colletotrichum aenigma
Lineage: Eukaryota; Fungi; Ascomycota; Sordariomycetes; Glomerellales; Glomerellaceae
Gene: cypX-2
Product: Cytochrome P450 monooxygenase cypX
Exons: 3
Coding region: 1-1257 (418 amino acids)
Molecular function (GO): monooxygenase activity; heme binding; oxidoreductase activity, acting on paired donors, with incorporation or reduction of molecular oxygen
Source: RefSeq, a predicted model, not a curated record